AUGAAUUGCACUUAUCAUAUUUAAAAUCCAAUUGCCGCUAUAUGUAUAGAUCCACACAAAUGCUAAAGUUAAAGAAAACUCUGUUUUGAAUGUGUUUAUAAUCAUGGAGUGGAUAUCAAAAACACAGUUCCUAUUUUGAAAUUUUAAGAAAUUGCUAUCCAGAAAUUAUAAGAAUCCAAGCUCAACCAAUCUUCUGAUUUAACAAAAUAGAGAACUGCUUUAAAAUCCAUGCUCGCUUAAACUGAAAUUAUGUUGAAGACAAUUUUGGAAGAAUUAUCAGAAUCAAUUAAAUAAAUAUUGGAUCUGAUCCAAAUUUAAGACACCUAAUAUUGUUCAAUCAAAUAUAACAAUAACAAACUAAUAGAAUUGUCAAAUACUGACUUAGAAAUGUUAGUAUAAGUUGUUUAAGGAAACAAUUUAAAUUAUUGGAAUAAUGAGAAGAAUACUUCAUUAAUAAAGUUAGAAAAGACCAAGAUCAGGUGUGAAUAAGAAAUAUCUGCCUUUAGUGAAAAGUUAAACAAAGAAAUGAAGGAAAUUUUGUAAUUAAUAAAGUAAGAUUUAAAAAGUAUUUAAGUAAACAAUCUAAUUAAGUAGAAAAAGAAGAUUAAAAAAGUUCAGUAUGCAGUAUUCAAUAAGAAGAAGAUGAAAUGAAAUUAAACUUGAAUAUGCAAGAAUUAAAAAAAUUGGAAGGCCAUAGUGGACAUGUCUAUUCAGUAUGCUUUUCUCCUAAUGGUAAAUUAUUAGCAUCUUGUAAUGAGAAAGACUAUGACUCUCUAUUUUUCAAAAAUUCUACUAUCCGUUUAUGGGAUAUAAAAAAGGGAAAAUCAAAAGUAAAAAUGGAUGGUCAUCGUGAUAGCGUAUGGUCAGUAUGUUUCUCAUCAGAUGGAACUACUUUAGCAUCUUGUAGUAAUGAUAAAUCAAUUAGAUUAUGGGAUGUUAAGACAGGAUAAUAAAAAGCCAAACUAGAUGGUCAUAGUGAUAGGGUAUGGUCAGUAUGCUUCUCACCAGAUGGAACAACUUUAGCAUCUGGUAGUAAUGAUUAGUCAAUAAGAUUAUGGGAUGUUAAGACAGGAUAAUAAAAAGCCAAAUUUUAUGGUCAUGAAUAUUCUGUUAACUCAGUAUGCUUCUCACCUGAUGGAACUGCUUUAGCAUCUUGUGGUAAUGAUAGCUUAAUUCGAUUGUGGGAUUCUAACACAGGAUAAUAAAAAACCAAAUUAGAUGGUCAUGAAUAUUCGAUCAACUCAGUAUGCUUCUCACCUGAUGGAACUGCUUUAGCAUCUUGUGGUAAUGAUAACUCAAUUCGCUUAUGGGAUGAGAAGAGAGGAUAAUAAAUAGCCAAAUUGAAUGGUCAUAGUGAUUAUGUCUAAUCAGUAUGUUUUUCUCCAGAUGGAACUAAUUUAGCAUCUGGCAGUAGAGAUAACUCUAUUCGAUUAUGGGAUGCUAAGACAGGAUAAUAAAAAGCCAAAUUGAGUGGUCAUAGUGAUUGGGUCUAAUCAGUAUGCUUUUCACCAGAUGGAACUAAUUUAGCAUCUGGUAGUAGAGAUAAUACUAUUCGAUAAUGGGGACCAAAAAUUAUCAAAGGAUGAUAAUAUAUAUAUGAUUGAAGC
Molecule: messenger RNA, 1607 nt
Organism: Paramecium sonneborni
Lineage: Eukaryota; Ciliophora; Oligohymenophorea; Peniculida; Parameciidae
Source: the annotation of a GenBank genome assembly